Molecule: messenger RNA, 501 nt
Organism: Monosiga brevicollis MX1
Lineage: Eukaryota; Choanoflagellata; Craspedida; Salpingoecidae
Exons: 2
Coding region: 1-501 (166 amino acids)
Source: RefSeq, a predicted model, not a curated record
AUGCACACACACACAUGCACUUCGCACGCACUCACCGUUCUGCCAAAUACACUCUCUCAAACUCUCUCUCUCUCAAACACACACACACUCUCUCUCUCUCUCUCUCAACUCUCUCUCUCUCUCAAACUCUCAAAUUCUCUCUCUCUCUCAAACUCUCUCUCUCAUACGCUCUCUCUCAAGCUCUUCUCAAAAUCCCUCAAACCUCUCAAUCCCUCAAAAUCUCUCAAACCUCUCUCGAUCUCUCAAAAUUUCUCACUCUCUCAAACUCUCUCAAACUAUCUCUCUCCUUCUGAAGGCGCACCCCAUUUCGCUAGCACCUCUGCCCUUUCCUCCCGCCUGCCCCCACCCCUCUCAAAGUUGGAGGACAUUGUGUUUGGCGCGCUCCCUCUCUCUCUCUCUCUCUCUCUCUCUCUCUCUCUCUCUCUCUCUCUCUCUCUCUCUCUCUCUCUCUCUCUCUCUCUCUCUCUCUCUCUCUCUCUCUCUCUCUCUCAUGGCAAAUGA